Salvia splendens (bonfire salvia) is the source of this 1916-nucleotide messenger RNA. RefSeq lists its product as uncharacterized. NCBI's taxonomy places the organism in Eukaryota, Viridiplantae, Streptophyta, Magnoliopsida, Lamiales, Lamiaceae. Gene Ontology annotation, biological process: regulation of DNA-templated transcription. Gene Ontology annotation, molecular function: DNA-binding transcription factor activity. The transcript has 5 exons. The record is from RefSeq and is a predicted model, not a curated record. Bases 232 to 1365 code for a protein of 377 amino acids.
AGGGUGUCAACCAUCUGCAAAGUGCAAGUAGUGUAGAGAGAGAAAUUUACAGUAAGAAGCCAAAAACCAUCGCUUACAGACCACACAGGUCUUCACUCUUCCGGAGGAAGACCAACAAAACCCUAGGAUUAAUUAUUUUUCUGUGUCAAUUUUUUUUCAACUUUUGGCUGAUAUAGCUGACAUUGUGAAGAUCUUACUACCUAAUUAUCCAAGGUACUGGCCUCCUCAACUAUGGCAAACUCCAAGGGACCAUCUACCGUUAGAAACAUGAUGUAUAAUGGAAAGAAUCCAUUAUUGCCUCCAAAAAGUCCAUUUCCUAGCAUCUCUCCAUCAUAUACUGAAUACAUUCCUACUUCAGUGAUUGGUCCAAAAUCUCUUCCAAAGCCCAGAGAAGGAAGUCCACAUCAUCAACGUACUUCUUCUGAAAGUUUUUUGAUAGAGGAACAACCAUCUUGGUUAGAUGAACUCCUCGAUGAACCAGAAACUCCUUUGCGUAAAGGAGGUCAUCGUCGCUCGUCAAGUGACUCUUUUGCAUAUAUCGAUACAGCUAAUGCUGGAAGCAUGAACUAUGCAGCUCAAGAUGAUAUCAAGUUCAAGAAUAUGAUUCCAUUGCCUUCAUGGGGAUCUCAAGACUUUGACUUUCAUAGGGAUAUGCGGCAAAGUUCUUUCUAUUUGGAUCCAAAUCCUUCUGGCAAAACCAAGAACAAGCCAUGGGAUGCACCUGUGAAUUCGAUUGCACUUCCUCGUGGCAUUCCUUCUAGGGAUGUUGCCACCAUCCAGAAUGCCGGAUCAGUGAACUCCUCGCUAGACGUUGAUAGAAAUCCAACUUCAUCUGCUCAAAAGUCAGAUGUUGAAUCUGUUUCUCAAGACCCAAAAGGCCCAUCUGAGAAAAAAGAAACAUGUGUUAAGAAUCUGGCAUCAGACACAGACACAAAACGAGCCAAGCAGCAAUUCGCUCAACGUUCUCGUGUGCGGAAGCUUCAAUACAUAGCUGAACUUGAAAGACACGUUCAAACUCUACAGUUGCAGGCAGAAGGCUCUGAAAUUUCUGCUGAGCUUGAAUUUCUCAACCAGCAAAACCUUAUUCUCAGUAUGGAAAAUAAAUCCCUGAAGCAACGUUUAGAAAAUUUAUCUCAGGAGCAGCGUAUCAAAUAUUUCGAGCAUGACGUAUUGGAGAGAGAAGCAGGAAGACUGCUAGGCCUGUAUCAGCAGCAGCAGAAGCUGCUGCAAGCAAAACAGCAGAUAUCUUCUAACCAUCAACGUGCCAAGAGCAGAGACCUCGAUCAACAGUUUGCUAAUCUUUCCCUGAAACUCAAGGAAACAAGCUCUGGUCAGGAUUCUCUCUCUAACCAGCUUCAUAUGUAGAGUAAUCUUUCUCGACUUCUUGUUGUGUGUUCCAAGUUCUAACCAGUCCUCUCAACUGACGAAGCAUGCUGAUGAUAAAAAAUACUCCCCUUAUGUGGGGAGAAAGCCAGACUGGUCAAGCGGUCCUGUGCUACAAUGCACCUUCUUGUGUUGCCUGUGUUUCUGUUUUCCCUUUUGAUCCUUGUAAUUCAAUUGUAAGUGGCCAUCAUCUCUCCUAAAGUUAGUGCCAUGUGCGCCUGGUAGUCCUCGCCUGAAAUUAGGAGUUCCGGCAGACGACUCACCCGAGGUGGUUAUCACCCGAAAAUGCUAGGUUAAUUGUACGUCGAGUGAUUAAUCUGUUGCCUCCUACAAGUUGGUUGUUACUUUGCUAGAAACAAUCUUCAUUUAUGUAGUCAAUGUUGCAUGUGUAGAGUUUAGUUUCAUAUCCUGCUAUGGACUUACUUUUUCACAUUUGUAGCCCAUAUUGUUAUGUAAUGAUUCUUGGGUGGCUUGCUAAAGCUGCUAAUCAUCUCUCUCUCUCUCUCUGGAUGAAGAGAUGCUUUUUUCUUAUA